GGGGCACAGAACCAUGAACAAUUUCUUCAAAAUUUUCUAUAUUUUUGUCAAUUUUAUCAUCGUCAACUUUGCAUCAAACCCAGAAUGGGAUCCAAGUGGUUACAUUAUAUAUUGUCCAUGCAUGGGGAGAUUUGGAAACCAAGCUGAUCACUUCCUUGGAUCUCUUGGAUUUGCAAAGUCUUUGAACAGAACUUUGAUUCUUCCACCUUGGAGAACCUAUAAAAAUGUUCCAUUUGAUGACUUCUUCCAAGUCAAGCCACUCCGAGAGUAUCACAAAGUGAUCUUGGCAGAAGACUUCAUGGCGUCUCUGGCUCCCGAAUACUGGCCCCCUGGUGAGAGAAGUGGAUGGUGCGUUCACUUGCCUGGCAGACCAAAGGAGUGCACCAUGAAAGAAGGUAAUCCAUUUGGACCUUUCUGGGAUGGUCUAAAUGUUGACUUUGACUCCUACGUCUAUUUUGAUAUCUUUUUCUCAUCACAGAACAUACCACAGUGGCAAGAAAGAUUCCCGCCUGAGAAGUUUCCAGUGUAUGCCUUCAAGGGUGCCCCAGCUCACUUCCCUGUUGAACCCCGAUACGUACAGCUUCAUAAGUACUUGAGGUGGUCAGAUAAGAUCAUGGAUGAAGCGCAAACAUAUAUUGACAAGAAUUUCAAGGACAAGAAAUUCAUAGGCAUCCAUCUUAGAAAUGCAAUGGACUGGGAGAAUGUCUGUUCCAGUGCUGUUGGAGAACUCACCUACAUGUCCUCCCCUCAAUGUCUUGGUUACCAUAACAACAAGAAAAAUAUCACCCAGAACAUGUGUCUUCCUGAUGAAAGUGAGGUGCUAAGAUUACUCAAGAAUGUGGUGCUAAAAACAAAAACAAAAGUUUUAUUUGUAGCAACGGAUAGAUAUCCCAUGAUUAAACAAAUAGAAGACUACCUGAAGCCUCAAAAAGUAUCCGCCUUCCAUAUGGACCCCUGGCUUCCGCAAGUCGAUCUCGCUAUUCUUGGAAAAUCAGACUACUUCAUCGGGAACUGUUUGUCAUCAUUCUCAGCAUUUGUGAUCAGGGAACGAAUGGUCAACAAAAAACAAUCUUAUUUUUGGGGAAUUGAUUGAGAUUCUUCAUUGAAUGAGACAGUUUGGACUGAUAAUUGAACUGAUUGUUUACUCAGUUUCCUUCAUUGUUGUGCUAUUUCUUAAGACAGUGUAGUAUAACCUCUCUAUUAAGGACCCCGUUGAGGUCAAUUUGAAUGGGAAUGAUAGCUUUGGGAUGAAACAUGUGUCCUUUAUAGAGAGGUGUGUGUUCGCUUGGAAAGGUUCCGCAGUAUAUUUUUUCAAUAAAGUUC
Messenger RNA from Lineus longissimus, 1323 nucleotides. Its product is annotated as GDP-fucose protein O-fucosyltransferase 1-like. Bases 14 to 1093 code for a protein of 359 amino acids. The record is from RefSeq and is a predicted model, not a curated record. Gene Ontology annotation, biological process: regulation of Notch signaling pathway; Notch signaling pathway; protein O-linked glycosylation via fucose. Gene Ontology annotation, cellular component: endoplasmic reticulum. NCBI's taxonomy places the organism in Eukaryota, Metazoa, Nemertea, Pilidiophora, Heteronemertea, Lineidae. Gene Ontology annotation, molecular function: peptide-O-fucosyltransferase activity. The transcript is spliced from 8 exons.